AUGCUGUCCUCGCGCCCGCCCGAGGUCGACGAGUUGGAGCGGAAGAAACAGCAGCUCGAGAUCGAGGCGAAGGCGCUGGAGCGGGACAAAGACAACACCUCGAAGGAGCGGCUGAAGGGGGUGAAGGCGGAAAUCCAGCGCAUCGACGACAAGCUCGGGCCAAUGCUGGAUAAGUACAACCAAGAUCGCCAUCGGAUUGACGAGCUGCAGGCGAUGCAAACCAAGCUGGAUGACAUGCGCGUGAAGCUCGAGCGUGCAACGCGAAACCGGGACAUGGAGGUGGCGGCGGAUCUCAAGUACAACGCCAUCCCCCUCUUACAAGAUCGCAUUCUCUCGUUUAAGGAGCAAAUAGAGGCCCAGAAGUCCAUGGCCGAGGCCACCGUCUCGGAGGCCAACGUCACGGCCGUGGUCUCACGCUGGACCGGGGUUCCCGUUGACAAACUCAAUCAAAGUGACCGGGAGCGCCUGCUAAAUCUCACCGAUCACCUCCACAAGUAUGUCAAGGGCCAGGACGAGGCGGUGGAACGCGUCGCCGAUGCGAUUUUGCGGGCCCGCGCGGGGCUUUCGCGGCAGAAUCGCCCCUCCGGCUCGUUCAUCUUCCUGGGGCCGACCGGCGUCGGGAAGACGGAGCUCGCCAAGACCGUCGCCAAGGAACUCUUUGACAGUGAAAAGUACAUGUUGCGUAUUGACAUGAGCGAGUAUAUGGAAUCGCACUCGGUGGCGCGUCUGAUCGGCGCACCGCCGGGGUAUAUUGGACAUGAAGAAGGCGGACAGCUGACGGAGCCGGUACGUCGACGCCCCCACACCGUGGUGCUGCUCGACGAGGUGGAAAAGGCACACCCGAAUGUAUUUAAUAUUCUCCUGCAGCUUUUGGAUGACGGGCGGCUGACCGACUCGCAUGGACGCACGGUGGACUUCAGCAAUACAAUUGUCAUCAUGACCUCGAACAUCGGAACGGCCUACUUGCACCACAUUGGGUCAUCCCCCCACGCGUACGAAGCAGCCCGGGUCAAGGUCAUGGGGGAACUAAGAAAUUUUUUCCGACCCGAGCUCCUCAACCGAAUCGACGAUAUCAUACUCUUCCGCCCCCUUGGUUUUGAUGAAAUGGAUGGCAUCAUUGAUCUCAUCAUCGAGGAGCUAAAUGGGCGUCUGAAGGAGCAGAUGUUGCGUGUUGUGGUAACCGAUGAAGCCAAGCAAUUUAUUAUCAGGAGUGCGUUCGAUGCUGAGAUGGGCGCGAGGCCGCUUCGCCGAUGGGUUGAGAAACACAUCACGACGGAGCUUAGUCGGAUGAUUAUUGCGCAAGAGCUUCCUCCGAACAGUAGUGUGCGCAUAACAUACAACCAAACACAGGAAAAGCUAUCUUUUUCUUUAAAACGCGCGAGUCCGUCGUAA
Phytomonas sp. Hart1 is the source of this 1392-nucleotide messenger RNA. The record is from the annotation of a GenBank genome assembly. Lineage: Eukaryota; Euglenozoa; Kinetoplastea; Trypanosomatida; Trypanosomatidae.